AUGUGGGCCCCUCCCCUGGCGUUUGGGACGGCCGUACGGAGAGCUGCUGACGUCAGCAAGAAGAAGAAGAGCGGCGGAAGAGGAAGGAGCGAUCACGACAUCAGCAUGUGGCUCCACCCAUCCGGAAUCUUGUUACACAGACUCACGAGAACUCUGUACCUGUCCUGUGUGCCCAGUAUGGCGAGGAGAACUCUGUACCUGUCCUGUGUGCCCAGUAUGGCGAGGUACCCGUUGGAUCAACAAGAAUGCAACUUCAAACUACAUGGAUAUAGUGGGUUGUAUUUCCCUCUUCACCGUCCAAAGAACGCCAGAUCUCCCGGACCUGUGACAACAGACAUGACGGCCGUUGUGUCCCAGUUCGAACUAACAGGGCUGAGCGUCUAUUCUUCAGUACAGCAAAUAGACAACACUGAGGCUGCAUGUCAUCUGCUCACAGGCAAGUGCGCAUACAACGCCGAAUACUGUACCGACAUGCGCGGGUGUAGCCAUGGCAACGAGUGUGCCGUGUGCAAAACCUACUUUGGCAGCUGCCAGUACGAAUCCAACGACUGCAGAAAGUCCAACACAUCAGGCCUGACUCAGGUCUCUACCCUGGAGGUCCGUCUGCAGUUUUCCCGCCGUUUGCAGAGUCACGUGCUCGUGACGUUCCUUCCCACUACGUCAGUGGUGAUGACGUCAUGGCUCGGCUUCUGGCUGCACCCGCAGGAGGUCAACGGGAGGGUCUCGCUGGGGAUCAGCACGCUCCUGUCUCUGAUCAUCAAGAGCAGCUAUGGUGCAAACCCCCAGACGCACCUGGUGCGAGCCUAUGACGUGUGGAUGAGCGGGUGUCUGGCCAUGGUGAUGCUCGCCCUGCUGGAGACUGUCCUGGCUAACUUCAUCCUCUCAGAAGGAAAGAUGCUUUGCUAG
Molecule: messenger RNA, 906 nt
Organism: Branchiostoma belcheri (Belcher's lancelet)
Lineage: Eukaryota; Metazoa; Chordata; Leptocardii; Amphioxiformes; Branchiostomatidae
Product: glutamate-gated chloride channel alpha-like
Exons: 8
Coding region: 1-906 (301 amino acids)
Biological process (GO): signal transduction; chloride transmembrane transport; regulation of membrane potential
Cellular component (GO): synapse; membrane; neuron projection
Molecular function (GO): extracellular ligand-gated monoatomic ion channel activity; neurotransmitter receptor activity; chloride channel activity
Source: RefSeq, a predicted model, not a curated record